This is a messenger RNA of Acinonyx jubatus (cheetah), 6990 nucleotides long. RefSeq names its product R-spondin 2 (gene RSPO2). The coding region runs from base 270 to 998 and encodes 242 amino acids. The record is from RefSeq and is a predicted model, not a curated record. The transcript is spliced from 6 exons. Lineage: Eukaryota; Metazoa; Chordata; Mammalia; Carnivora; Felidae.
CGCUAGCGCCGCCAGCCCAGCGGACCGUGGGCGCACUGCGAGCCCGUGGCGUCCGCCGGAAUCCCGGAGCUGCCGGGCGCUCCCGGCGGCUCCCGGCAAACUUUUCCCCAGCCCACGUGCUAGCGAGGCGCCUCGCUUCCCCAGCCCGGGAUGGAGCGCCGCGCCUAGGCAAGCCGCACCGUCCGAGACCGCGGUGGGCGCCGGCUACUUGGAUGAGCUCUCCAGUUCCCCGACUUUGAGAGGCGCCUGUCCCCCGCCCGACCGCCCAGAUGCAGUUUCGCCUCUUCUCCUUUGCCCUCAUCAUCCUGAAUUGUAUGGAUUACAGCCACUGCCAAGGCAAUCGAUGGAGACGCAGUAAGCGAGCUAGUUAUGUAUCAAAUCCCAUUUGCAAGGGUUGUUUGUCUUGUUCAAAGGACAACGGGUGCAGCCGAUGUCAACAGAAGUUGUUCUUCUUUCUUCGAAGAGAAGGCAUGCGCCAGUAUGGAGAAUGCCUGCAUUCCUGUCCAUCUGGCUACUAUGGACACCGAGCCCCAGACAUGAACAGAUGUGCAAGAUGCAGAAUAGAAAACUGUGAUUCUUGCUUUAGCAAAGACUUUUGUACCAAGUGCAAAGUAGGCUUUUAUUUGCAUAGAGGCCGUUGCUUUGAUGAAUGUCCAGAUGGUUUUGCACCAUUAGAUGAAACCAUGGAAUGUGUGGAAGGAUGCGAAGUUGGUCAUUGGAGUGAAUGGGGAGCUUGUAGCAGAAAUAAUCGCACAUGUGGAUUUAAAUGGGGUCUGGAAACCAGAACACGGCAAAUUGUUAAAAAGCCAGCAAAGGACACGAUACCAUGUCCAACCAUCGCUGAAUCCAGGAGAUGUAAGAUGGCCAUGAGGCAUUGUCCGGGAGGAAAGAGAGCCCCAAAGGCAAAGGAGAAGAACAAGAAAAAGAAGAGGAAGCUGAUAGAAAGAGCCCAGGAGCAACACAGUGUCUUCCUAGCUACAGACAGAGCUCAUCAGUAAAAUAGGAGACUUGUAGGUUAGAUUUUGGGGGAUUUUUGUUUUUGCAAAAGUGCACAAAGCUACUCUCCCCGCCUGGACACUGGUGUGUGGCGUUUAUGCUGCCUUGACCAGUAUUUGUUCCCGGUAAUGUUGUGAAAGGAGGAGCCACGAGCGUGGUCUCUGUUAUUUAUGCUUCAAUUUGCAUCUGGAGACUGUGAAGGCAGGAGCUCACGGCCUGAAUCGGUGGAAGAGGGAGUGGGUGUCCAGCAUGUGCCUUGGCUCCACAUGCACGGAGGGAACGUGGCAUCAUGGAGAGACAACGGCCGUGAGGCCCCAGACCACCACUGGAGAACAGACUUGUGCAUAUUUAUGGGAAAGAAGACACUCCGCAGGCAAAGUGCUAUUUCACCUGUGACCUUGAUUUCUCACGUUGUGUAUUUGCAAGGAUAAAUGUAUGUGGAUAUCUGCUUUUAGCUGGGGGUAUGCUCCAGGGAUUCCUGCUCAGUAUCACAUCAGCUCCAACAUGUACAUAAUCUGUGGGGCCAUCCAUAAACCUCUUACUGUAUAUUUAUGCCUUCUUUCCUGUAACAAGUCAUACCUGAUUAAUAUUAUGUCACUUUGUUUCUAGAUGUUCCUAACCAUCGUCCAGUAAAUGACUUCUAGUUGUGCGAAUUGACGGAUGUUUUGUUGCCCCUUGAAAUGUAACUUUUCUUGGAGGGCUUAUUGCUCAUUGUAAGAAUAGGAUAAGCUAGUUUGUACAUAGGCUCAAAUGACCAGUGUCAAAGAAUCUGAAUAUCAGUAGAACUUCCCCACUCCAGCUCUCCUCCUACAGAUAAAGCAGCAUGUGUCAGGCAGAAACUAAAACUCCCUUUACGUCUAAGAGGUGAUGACUUUAUGAAACACAAUUGAAAACGCAAGGAAUUACAUGCAGUCCCUUCUAGUACUCAUCAUGCAGUUUCAGAGGCUAGAGAUAUUUUCAAACUUUUGCUUCAAGCUUCAAUAUAUAUACAUAUUUAUCUAAAGCCAUCCCUGACUUACCAGGACAGGGUACCUACCAAUAUUCUUGGGUCACUGUAGAAAUUACCAUCGUGAGACCAUGCAUAGAAUUUGAGAAGAAAACAGUAUGAAUUCCUGUAACUGCUGCUCAGAUCUUAACAGGUCUCCUUUGAGCCAGAUCCGUAUCCUCUCCAAGACAGAAGAACACGAUGGAGACUUCCCUGGGGACUUUUGGAGCAGCUGUUUCAAAAACAUCAUCAUAUACUUGAGGAAAUCAGCUCUCAGAGAGCUUUGAAUUGGCUUCUUCUAUAAAAGCAUCAUUAUCUUCCUGGCUAAUUCAGAUGAAAAUUAAAACAAAAAAAUGGUACAGAUGUUUAAGGAAAAAAAAAGCAAGGUAAAGCAUUUUUUCUCACCUUGCAUUGGCAAAACUACCUCUUCAGCAUUUUUGUUUUGAGUCAAAAGCAUCUUACCAGUGAGUAUCAAUGUCCUAUACAUCAUUAUGAGAAUAUUGUUGCUAUGAGAUAAUAAGCCAUAUAUGAAUGUUGUACACAACUUUAGGGUUUGCAUUUAAUCCUAAAGUGCUCACCUCGUUUCAUGUCUAUUUACACUAUAUUCCUAUUUACUAAGUGGGGAAGGGGCUCCUUUAUAUAGUGCUUCAUCGUUAAUAAGUCAAUAUCUGUUCUGUUUCUGAGAUGUUCUUUUCAUGCAUUAAAAAUCUUCAAAAUUAUUGUUUGUGGAAGUUUUCUUUAGAGGUACAUUUAGAGCAAAAAGAAAUACUUUAACAACUCUACCCCUAAAUAAUGAUCCUUACAAAAACACAAAUGUUACCAAAAGGAACUAAAUAGUUUAGCUAUACAUUACACUAGAGUGGAAUGGAGUGGUUAGGCAGUGUGGCUCUAAAAUCUCUACUCCUGAGUUCUAAUCUAGACUCUGAGAGUAGCCUGGGGCAAAUUAUCUCUCCAGGUCUCUGUUCCUCAUCUGUGAAAUAGAGGUAACAGUAGUAUCUACCUGUAGGCCUAUGUUUUGAGGAUUAAAUUAGGUAAAAUGUGUAAAGUAUGGUCAGCACAGGGUAUAUACUAAGUGCUAUCCAAGUUACCUGUUAUUAAUUGCCUCUUCUUGGCUAAUUAUUUCAAAAACACUCAUUUCUCUCUAUAUUUUUGAAAAUUUCAGUUCCUUUCUAUCUAUUGCUUGAUGCCUAGGCAUCAUUUGCCCCAAUUUUUAUUCUUUAUUUUUAUUUUUUAUUAAAAAAAUUUUUUUAAACAUUUAUUAUUGAGAGACAGAGACAGACCGUGAGCAGGGGAGGGGCAGAAAGAGAGGGAGACACAGAAUCCAAAGCAGGCUCCAGGCUCUGAGCUGUCAGCACAGAGCCGGAUGUGGGGCUCGAACUCACAAACCACAAGAUCAUGACCUGAGCUGAUGUCAGACGCUUAACUGACUGAGCCACCCAGGCAUCCCUGCCCCAAUUUUUAUUCUUAUGGGAAUUGAUUUACAGCUGACAUAUAAUCUUCCAAUUGUAAAUAAAAGAUUCUUACUACAGUAUCAUUUAUAGCUUUCUGGGAAUACAAAGAAAAUCUCGUGGUUUUCUAUAAGUAGCUUUACCAUUCCUAUAUUUAUAUGAUGUAUAUAAAUAUAGACCAUAUGAAACUGGUUCCCCCCUCCAAUAUUUUCAUGGAGCUUAGCAUCUGUAAAAGUAAAUGAUGGAAUCACAACUUUGUCAAUUAAGUUUAGGUAGAGAAAAUGGGUGAAGGGAGUCAAAAGGUAGAAAGUUACACAACAAAUAUGUCAUAGGGAAGGCAAUGUAUAACAUGGCGACUAUAGUUACUAAUGCUAUUGCAUAUUUGAAAGUUUCUAAGAGAAUCUUAAGUGUUCUUAUUACAGAAGUUUGACAGACAAGCACUUAGGAAAAGCCAUUUUUAUGAAUGUCUUUGUUCUUUUUCAAGAUGCUAAUACCAAUAAUUGUAUGCAUGGAAUUUUCAUGUUUUGCUAGAAACAUGUGGAGAAAAGAUAGCACUUAGCCUCAAGUGUGUGACUCCUAUAAAGGUCAUGUGUGAUUCCUCCUCCAGCUUCAUAUUUUUUUCUUUAAAGGAGAGCUGUGAAGAGAAAGAAAAGGGCAUCAUCUGUUCAUGUUAGAGAAGUUUGUGCAUAGUAGAUAUUACUUGAUAAUAUCAUUAGACAAGGUAGAAUUAGUAACCCUGUGAAUGUAUAUCUUGACCGAUCUCAUCAUCUUCCCUCUUCUUUCAAAAGGAAUAACUAUUUCACUUAUGCAUCUGACCCCCUUCCUGUUACUUUGGGGGAUCUUCAGUAUCCACUUCUAGAAUUUCUUCAGCCCUUCCUCUUCUCAAGUCACCAUUUCAUCAAAGUCUUCACGGUCCACAUUUCUGAAAACUUUUGUUCAUUAAUGGCUUGUUCCCUUCUCGGCGAUUUCUUCCCACACCACCACACUAUCAUUGUUCUGACAAAGGGAGCAGUGAUGUUCCCCUUGCUAAACACAAGGAGGACAUUUGCCUUGAUCUUUUUGUAUGUGUCCUGUCUGCUCUUUCCACCAAGUUUAACUUUAUUGUGCCCUUUUCUCUAGGAAUUUCAUUUCUCAUUUGGCUUCUAUGACAAUCUUAACCAGGGCAUUGUACUUCUUCUUAGUCUUUUCAAGUUCUUUCUUGGCCUAAAUUAAAAACACUGAAGUUUCAUAGGUGAACUUACUGUUUAAUCUUUUACUCUUCUCAUUUCCUCAUUUUGCUUGGGAAAUAUGAUCUUAUGGCUUCACAUACCAUCUGUAUGCUCUUGGUUUCCAAAACACAUAUUGGUCUCCAGGUCUUCGUUAACAAUUUCCAAUCCUCAAAUAGAGAUAUCGACUAGGGAGCCCACACUGCCCUCAAGCUCAGUGUAUCUAAAACUGAAUUUGUUACUACCUCAGUCAGGCUCCAGUCAAGAAAAUAAACUAGUCAACAUAUUUCAAACAGGGAGUUUAACAGUGAUAAUUGGUUAUACAGGUAAUAAAGGAGGUGGGAAGCUGAAGUGGGAAUGACAAGACCACCCAAAGAUUAAUAAUAGGAGGAAGCCACUAUUACCCCUAGGGCAACCUCUUCCUGAUAACAGGAAGAGAUUGAGUUUCCAGAAUCUAGAAGGCAAGGCCACCCAGCUCAAGCUAGAACUAUAGCUGAAGCUAGAGCUGCGAACACAGAAAAAGAUGGAAUGAAAGAAAGCUUAUCUGGUAGGAGGAAGCUAAAAUGUAAAUCUGGUCACCCUGAGAAAUGCUGCCAGAGGCAAACAGAGGAAAAAACACCCUGGAUUCUCCUAACCUUCAUAUCUCCAGUCUUUUACCCACACCUGCCAUUGCCCAAAGCUAUCUGGAAACUAGGGAGCCUGAGUAAUGUAGUUCUCUGUGACACUGAGUGCAACAGAAGGACAUAGACCCAGGAGCAAUGAGCAAAUGGUCAACAUAAUCACUGACAUCUGCCCCCAAAACAAUUCCUCUUCCUGCCGUCCCCCUUUAGUAGUUAAUAAAACCUUUAACUACAUAGUUGGUUACAUGAACACUCUUGUAUUCAUCAUUUACUCCCAUUGUUUCCUACAUCUAAUCAGUUCUAUAUUCUAGUGAGCCUACCUCAGAAAUCUCUCUUGAAUUUCUCCCCAUGUCUUUGCUUUCUUUGUGCUAUGGCUGUGCUAAGUUCUCUUUGUAUCUCUUGUAGACUGUUUGUUAUCCUAAAUAUUCUUACCUCCAGCUUCACUCCAGGUAUUCAUUUGUAUUUCUACUACUUCUUUUUCUGUUAAUAUAUUGGUGGGUUUUAUAGAAUAAAAUCUUGAAUUUUUUAUAUGAAACACAGUAACCUUCUAACUUCCUCUUUACCCACUUAUCUUGUAGGGAUCAUGAAAAGACUGAAUGCAUUGGGAUUAUCAUUAUUAUAAAAUCUUCAAGGGUUUCUUUCAGGUAAACUCAGACAUGCAUACCAUAAUGGUUGAUACCCUUGAAUCAUGAAGGCAGAGAUGUAAGGGCAACUAUGACUUUAAAAGUAGAUGGUGGGCCACCUGGGUGGCUCAGUUGGUUAGGUGUUCAACUGAGGCUCAGGUCAUGAUCUUGAGGUCUAGUCUGUGGGCUUAAGCCCCACGUCAGGCUCUGUGCUGACAGCUCAGAGCUUGGAGCCUCCUUUGGGUUCUGUGUCUUCCUCUCUCUCUGUCCCUUCCCUGCUUGCUUGCAUGCUCGUUCUCUCUCAAAAUAAUAAGUAAACACUAAAAAAACCCCUUAAAAGUAGAUGGUGAACACACAAAAUCUGAGAGGUCAGUCUGAAAACUGUGUCCAAGAUUUAGACAAUUCCCAUAUUAAUCUAAGACAAAUCACUACAAUAAACUGCCAUGUGCCACCUCCCCCAGCUUCAGAAGACAGUGAUUGGUGAACUAAACACAAGCCUUAGAAACCUUCCCAACAAAGGUGUUCCAAGGAAACAUUGCUAAGAGAUUGAAGUUGCCAAGGGAAUUAUCCUCUCUUGGAUUCCCAGGUCCACUUAAUGCCUGAGAUGGUGAUAACUGUCUUCUCUCAGAAACACUCUCUGGAGUAUUCCACGAAAUAGUUUUCAAAUAUUUCCACUAAGACACCCUUAAAGACAGGAAAAUAAAGUUGUAAGUCUGGGAUUAGAACCUUUAUUAGCAGACUAACUCCUCCUCAGGUUUUUAACCUCAGUCUCUGCGACAGCAUGCUCUCCAUGUGCACAUCCAACAUUUAUUUGAUUCUCUUCUGACUUUGUUUCUUCCCAUUGCUAAUUUAGUUAUAAGACUCUGUCACAAGGUCUGUUUUUGAGAAAAGGGGUUAGCAAACUUUUUCCAUGAAGGCCCUGAGAGUAAACAGUGGGUUUUAUAGGACAAGUGGUCUUGGUCACAGCAACUCAGCCAUGCGACUGUGGUACAAAAGCAACCCUAGACAGUAAACAAGUGGGUGUGACUAUAUUGCAAUAAAAAUUUAUUUACAGACACAAAUAUGGAUUUCAUAGUUUCACAACAUAGUAUUCUUUUGAUUUUUUUCAACCAU